Messenger RNA from Penicillium oxalicum, 1317 nucleotides. RefSeq names its product aminopeptidase P family protein. The transcript is spliced from 4 exons. Bases 1 to 1317 code for a protein of 438 amino acids. The record is from RefSeq and is a predicted model, not a curated record. NCBI's taxonomy places the organism in Eukaryota, Fungi, Ascomycota, Eurotiomycetes, Eurotiales, Aspergillaceae. Gene Ontology annotation, molecular function: metalloaminopeptidase activity; manganese ion binding.
AUGGCGUCCGUCGAUCAGAUCCUCGCGGGGAAGUAUCCUGGCAAGGCGCAUGCACGCCGCGUCGCCCAGAUGCUGAAAGAGAAGCAUGGCGAUGCGGGUAUGAUUUACCUCGAGGCUCAAAGAACUCGGAUGAUUGAGGACAGUGACGAGGCCAUGCACUUCCGCCAGCGUCGCCCUUUCUUCUACUUCACCGGCUGUAACGAGCCCGAUGCCGCAGUCGUCUACGACGUCAAAAAAGACCAGCUUACCCUCUUCAUUGCUCCCAUUGACCCCGAAUCAGUCAUCUGGUCCGGUCUGCCCUUAUCCCCCGAACAAGCCAAGGCGCUCUACGACGUCGACGCCGUGCAGUACACCAAUGAGGUGAACUCCACCCUGGCAUCCAUCGCCUCGGCCCAAGAGGGCAAGACCGUCGCCUUUGCUAUCGACCAACAAGUCUCCGAGGGGAUCAACUUUGCCGGCUUUGCGCAAACGAAUCUCUCCGUCUUGAAGGAUGUCAUUGGAGACGCGCGUGUGGUCAAAGACGCUUAUGAGAUUGCUCUGCUGCGAAAGGCCAACGAUAUCUCGACGCUGGGCCACAUCGCCUGUAUGAAGGCGGCUGGCAAGGCGAGCAAUGAGCGUGAAGUUGAGGCCGAGUUUAUCAAGACGUGCAUUGCCCACGGGGCGAGGGAAAUGUCGUAUCAUCCUAUUUUCGCAGCGGGUGAGAAUGGAGCCACGCUACACUAUGUCAAGAAUGACGACAGUUUCUUCUACGCGGCGACGACCUCGGACCCCAGUCUGCAAGGACAGCGAAAGGGGAGCCUGCUGAUCGACGCUGGCGGCGAGUAUCAGACCUAUUGCGCUGACAUCACUCGUGUGGUGCCCCUGGCGGGACGGUUUCCCGAGGAAGCGCGCCAGAUCUACGAGAUUGUGCUCGAGAUGCAGACGCAGUGCAUUGCCAUGCUGAAGGAGGGUGUCCUCUGGGACGAUGUGCAUGCGUUGGCGCACCGGGUCGCGAUCAAGGGCCUGUUGAAAUUGGGCAUUCUCCAGGCGACGAGGAGGAAAUUUUCCAGAAGCGUGUCAGCGUGGCUUUCUUCCCGCAUGGUCUGGGCCACUAUCUGGAUGUUCCGCUUCCUGCGAACUCGGGGCAAGCUUCCCGCUGGAUCGGUCAUUACCGUCGAACCGGGGAUCUACUUUUGCCGCUUCAUCAUCGAUCCCGUUUUGGAAUCGCCCGAACUCGGCAAGUACAUCAACACGAGGUACUGGAGCGCUACUGGCGCGUGGGUGGAGUGCGCAUCGAAGACAAUGUGCACGUCACCAAGGAUGGCCCUGAUAAUUUGA